CUAGCCACCGCCCACCGAACUCUCCCGAAAUCCACCCCAUCGCCGCCACUCCACACCGCCGCCGCCGUUCCCACCGCGCCCCUCUGCUACCCGCCGUGCAGGUCGCUUCGCCCCCGCACCUAGGGCGACCGUCGCCACAGGCGCACGCACAUACGCUCUCUAACCUGUCGCCUGAGCCAGUUAACCAUGGCGGAACCCACCGAGAGGGACCAGUACACGGACGAGGAGGAAGAUGACUUCCUAGACGAGGAGCAGGACGAGCAAGGACUUGGAAGCGAAGACGACGAAGGAGGAGCAGGAGCAGGGGGCAAGAGGAAGCGGCUGGGGAAGAGCCUGGGCGGGUUCGGCAAGCGCGGGGUGUGCUACCUCAGCCGCGUCCCGCCGCACAUGAACCCGUCGCACAUCCGCCAGAUGCUCUCCAAGUACGGCGAGGUGCUCAGGAUCUACCUCGUGCCCGAAGGUCAAGGUCAUCGCAAAAAUACUACUGUUAAAGCAAAGGCUUACUCGGAAGGGUGGAUUGAAUUUGCAAAGAAAAGUGUUGCCAAGAGAGUGGCUAAUCUGCUUAAUGGUGAACAAAUAGGUGGAAAGAAGAGGUCCUCAUUUUAUUAUGACAUUUGGAACAUUAAAUACCUCAGGAAGUUCAAAUGGGAUGACCUGGUUCGUGAAAUGGCUGAGAAAACUCAUAUCAGAGAGCAGAAAUUAACCUUGGAGAUAGCAGCGGCAAAGAAACAACGUGAUCAUUACCUGUCCAAACUUGAAAAGUCUCGUGUUGUGAAACAUAUUCAAGAGCGCAGGAAAAAGAAGCAGAAGACAGAAGGAGCAGAAGCCAGUAAUGUUGAAACAAAAACUGCUUGGCCAAUUCCCCAGAAGAAACCAGUUGGGCAGACUGACGCCAAAACUAAAUCAAAGCUUUCAAACGACAUUUUAGCUGGAGUAUUUGGUGGUUCAUCAUGACCGCUUUCUAUCAGUGUGGGUUGGUGCAUGCUGAACUGAUACCGCACAAGAUCAUGAGUUCAUAGUACUUCCAAUUUUUUUGUAGAUUAAGGCAUGUUAUUAUUGUUUUUUUUUGGCUAAGUAGAGGAACUUUGAGAAACCUCUUGUACUGCUGAUAUGCCCAUGAAGGUUUUCUGGCACCUAGCAGUGAAUGUAAGAGGAUUGCUGAUUGCCGGCGCUGAAUGUAGAACUGAAACUCUUGCUAUCUUGUACUUGUUGAAACAACAACAUAUACCAUAAGUGUUGUCUUUGGCUUUAUCUUGCCUGAGAUUUCA
Panicum virgatum (switchgrass) is the source of this 1268-nucleotide messenger RNA. Its product is annotated as pre-rRNA-processing protein ESF2-like. Bases 187 to 954 code for a protein of 255 amino acids. Gene Ontology annotation, cellular component: nucleolus. The record is from RefSeq and is a predicted model, not a curated record. Gene Ontology annotation, molecular function: RNA binding. NCBI's taxonomy places the organism in Eukaryota, Viridiplantae, Streptophyta, Magnoliopsida, Poales, Poaceae. The transcript has 7 exons. Gene Ontology annotation, biological process: endonucleolytic cleavage in ITS1 to separate SSU-rRNA from 5.8S rRNA and LSU-rRNA from tricistronic rRNA transcript (SSU-rRNA, 5.8S rRNA, LSU-rRNA); endonucleolytic cleavage in 5'-ETS of tricistronic rRNA transcript (SSU-rRNA, 5.8S rRNA, LSU-rRNA); endonucleolytic cleavage to generate mature 5'-end of SSU-rRNA from (SSU-rRNA, 5.8S rRNA, LSU-rRNA).